Molecule: messenger RNA, 1270 nt
Organism: Lepisosteus oculatus (spotted gar)
Lineage: Eukaryota; Metazoa; Chordata; Actinopteri; Semionotiformes; Lepisosteidae
Source: RefSeq, a predicted model, not a curated record
UGUACAACACGGUGUCCGUGGUGGACGGCCUGACUGACCGCUGGCCUGGCUCUGCGGGGGCUGUCCCGAGCGAGGCUCCACUGACCGUUCUGAGGAAAGACUUGGAGGCGCUGAGCGCGCUGUUCCGGGUGUUCGUGGAGCUGCCGGCAGCGCGGCGCUCGGCCUUGUUCCGGGCCGUGAGCGAGGUCCUGGCGGAGAAGGAGGUGGUGUCCGUGGUGGGGAGCGCGCUCGAGCAGCUGUGCCGAGGGGAGCAGCCCGCGCUGGCAGACCUGGCGGAGCUGCAGCCUUCCCAGAGACGGACAGCCCAAGCCCUGCUGGCAGAGAUGGGGCACGAGGAGGGGGAGGAGACGGGCGCCCAGCCAGCCCCCCGUCUCCUCUCCGCCACUCACGCGCUGCUCAGCGCGGCCGACGAGAUGCCUGAUGCUGGUCUAGCGGCGCUGAGCUGCUGCUGUAACCCCGAGACCCUGCUGGCUGUGGAGUGCUUGCUCCGCAGCUUCCUGAGCGGAGGGGAGGCCUGCCUGGGCGACGGGGCCUUGUCCGCCCUGACCGACGAGGAGACCCUCCGGACCGUCGAGCUGCUGUUCUCCUCCUGCAGCAUCGCCCUCCAGAGGGGGCCGGCGGCGCUCGUGGCCUCGACCGGGCAGCAGCCGGGCUUCCUGCCUUUGGCCCUGAGCGCCGCCGUGACGGGCCUGGCUGCCCUGGGCGCGGAGCGCGGCUGAGCGCCGGGCUGCUCCGGGUGCGAUCAGCUCAGCUGCGCGGGGGUCCCGAGACCCACAGGCUGCCCGACGAGAGCCGGCUCCUUCUCGCUGCUGAAACUCGCAGUGCUGACGGGGAGAGUGCCGGCACAAACAGAGCCCUCUGCUGGGCUGGUGUCAUAUUGCAGCAACACCAGAAUCACCUUCCUUUUCUAACAGCUUGUCUUUUGAAGCCGCUUCGUGUGUCCUGUGAAAUAAGUUUGCAGCAGUUCAAGACUCUUCUUACACGAACAGAGAGCACAAGACAGCACUUUUAUUUUCUUUCCUAACUGCUUUACUCCCUCUCCUUAGAAUUGCACCUUUUAUUGUUUAAGCAAGCGUGUUUUUUUUUUUUAAAAAAGCUUCAGUUUGUAUUGACGUGACAAGGCAUAUCCCAGUAUCAUUCGGCAGUGUGAAAGCGUCCUGUACAGCGUUGCUGGGGGGAAUUACACUUCGAUUAGUCUUCCCUGCGAUCUCUAGAUGGGCUGUGGCUGCCCAGAAUGUCUUCUAGCAGAGCUGUACGGGGGGAGGGUGUG